UCAUACUGUCAUCUGGUCAUAGUCGUCUGAAAUCUUCUUCGUUAUCAGUUUUUCAUGGGCUUUGGCUCGUUGGUCUACCCGGUUAGAAGGCUUCCUAUCCUCUCGACUCUAGUGAAGACUCAAAUAAGAGGGAGCACUGUGUUACCUGGAACCCCUAUUCUGAUACAUGUAGUGUUGCAUGGUACUAGUAGUUGUGACUCACUUGGAGGAGUGGAACAAAGAAAAAAAGUACACUCUGUAAGCUAUUUCUGAUUUCGUCAGUCGAUUUUCCAGUUACAAUGUCAUCACAAAUGGUCAAAAAGGCUGAGCCGGUAGCCAGCAAAGCGGAGAGUAGCCAUUCCGAUCAAAGUACAGCCCUGGAAAUACCUGAAAGCAGUGGCAGCAGUGAUGAUAAAUCAGUUGAAUACCUGGAACAUGGCAAUGAUGAGAACCUGCAGCAUAAGCUGUGGGUUGGAAACCUGGACUAUCGCAUCACCGAGUAUCAAAUAAUCAAGAUUCUGCAGCGCUUCGGCAAGAUCAAGUACUUCUACUAUCCGUAUAGCAAGUCGCUAAGCAACCCCCAGGCCAGUGGAUACUGUUUUGUGGAGUAUGAUACCAGAAAGGAUGCUGAAGGCGCCAAGAGAGGUUUAGAAGGGCGCAUGCUUCUGAAUCGUACUGUUCGUGUUUCCUGGUCAACCGGACGGACACAGUCGCUCUUAAAACAGACUGGUGACUCGGAUACUGCAUCGAAACCCAAGAAGCUGGACACUUCAGCUAAGAUCAAUGCAAUUGAGGCCAAGUUACUACUGAUGCAACACGGCCAGGAAGCUGUAAUUGGUGUGCCUAAUCGCCCUCGCCCUAAGCCCUAUGAUCGCGAUCGUCCAGGUGGACGCGGGGGCCGAGGCGGCUAUCGGGGUGGACGUGGAGAUGGCUUCCGACGCCGGUACUAGGUGUGUGUGUGUGUGUGCACGUGUGUUUGUGUGUGUGUGUAUUUGCGUGUGUGUGUGUGUGAUCAGGUGUGUGUGUGUGUGUGUGCAUGGUUAGGUGCACAAUCAUGCACGCUUUCACCUAUUUGAGAAACACGUGUACCUGACGUUACUGUAAACGGCAUAAUGCUUCAAAAAAUACACAACACCUAUUCUAUAUCUUGUUUAGAUGGCUGCGGCUACUUGCCGCAGUCAUUUAGCUGCCGCCGCCAUUGCUGCUGUAGCUAUCACCUUCAUAGGAGCUGGUCUACCUAUGCAUGUUGAGUCUUUCUUUAUAUUUUGAACUCAGCACUAUCUGCUAGCAUUAUCAUCAUCAUCACGUCAUUCUUUACCUGCACUGCUGUCUUGGCAUCGGAUUAUAUAAGUAAUUACCUGUGGGAAAAUGUUUCCACAAAAUCUCUGUCACACAAAGACUGUGAAUGUGAUCGGUUCAUGGUGAAAUACUGUAAUUAGUGGCUAAAUAAUACGGAUGAAACACAGACAGUGAGUAGAUGAUAUGGUAAGGACCAACAUAGGUCCUCAUUUGUACCAAUGAAGCAGGCAUAAAUAGCGCACUUCAAUCUGAUAUGGAAGAAGGAAAAGCAAAUUUGUUAGCUGCAGUAUUUGCUCUGAAUUUUGUUCUUGUCUAAAAAGGAAUAAUGAAAUAAUUAUAUAUUGGACGUUA
Sycon ciliatum is the source of this 1629-nucleotide messenger RNA. Its product is annotated as probable RNA-binding protein 18. The coding region runs from base 279 to 929 and encodes 216 amino acids. The transcript is spliced from 6 exons. Lineage: Eukaryota; Metazoa; Porifera; Calcarea; Leucosolenida; Sycettidae. The record is from RefSeq and is a predicted model, not a curated record. Gene Ontology annotation, molecular function: RNA binding.